AUGAGUAACUUAUCAUUAUAUUGGGUUUUAUUUGUAAUCUUUAAAAAUAUCUGUAUUAUUAAAGCUAAUUGGAUAACAGGCAAUCUCUGCUGGUCAAUGCCCUGUCUGAAUGGUGGUUCAUGUUUUGGAUCAGCUUAUACUUACCUUUGUGUAUGUCCUGUCGAUUACAGCGGCGUUCUAUGUGAACAUCGAAUCGGCCCAUGUCAAGAAAAUCCAUGUGGCAAUCGCGGUCGAUGUAUAGAAGCAAGCUUGACAACAUUCGAAUGCGAAUGUUAUUUUGGUUAUAUGGGUCCGAUAUGCUCGGAAAUCGUUCCAAGAAAUCAAUCUAAUCUGUGGUCUGCAUUAUUACCUGUUCAUACGCAGAUCUUAUUCGAUAUAUUACAAGAAUCGUACAAAGCGACAUCGAAAGACAAAUCGUCAUCUGAGAUAGAUUUUCUUGAUUUAAUGACUACAAGCACACUUAACAACUUGCCUGAUGUUUCCACAACAACAAUUCGAACUGAACUUGAAGAAACUGAAUUUGUUAUUAAAGCAGAGGAGAUCGAUCUGAAAAAGAUCUUCUCAGAUGUAACCACCAUACCAACAACACCUAUCUACACUGACGAAGAAGUAGAUUAUUCUGACAACAGCACCGUUUUCUAUACUACAACUGUGGAGAAUAUAACCAGCACAAGUAUUGGUCAGACUGACCAAACAUUGUCAGAUACAACUGAAAGCGCGUCAUUGCCAGCGACAUCCUAUGAAACAUCAACUGAUAUUGACACAAGUGAUUCCACGGAGGCAGUAACUACAAGUUCUGAUAUCGAUACGUCCAUUGUUACACAAUCUGAUGAUCCAACGACAACAAUCUUCACUGAUACUACUCAGUCAUAUCCAUUAGAUCCAACAUCUAUUACUUCUUCUGUCCAAUCAGAGCAUGUGAACACAACGUUCAAUGUCCGAACAGCCAGUAAUCGACUACUUCGCAAAUUAUGCCGACGGAUCCUAUCACAGAUCUUCCCCAGUGCACCGUCAGUCGAUGAUGUGGAAACUGGUUUAUCGUUACCAUUGCAUUCCUUAUCUGCAAACAAUACGAAUACAUUCCUAUCUUGGAUUCAGAAGCAUCUAAAUAUUUCUACAAAUCCAGUUCAAACAUCAACAUCUGUGCCGCUAGCAAUCGAUAACUUCGAUAGAUCAUCGGUUCCAUUACAACGAAUAGAUGUUGACGAUAUACUUCAUCAAAUGAAUAGCAAACAUCAAGAUUUUGAACAUUAA
Messenger RNA from Adineta ricciae, 1254 nucleotides. Lineage: Eukaryota; Metazoa; Rotifera; Eurotatoria; Adinetida; Adinetidae. The record is from the annotation of a GenBank genome assembly.